Messenger RNA from Parastagonospora nodorum SN15, 1398 nucleotides. RefSeq lists its product as hypothetical. NCBI's taxonomy places the organism in Eukaryota, Fungi, Ascomycota, Dothideomycetes, Pleosporales, Phaeosphaeriaceae. Gene Ontology annotation, molecular function: metal ion binding. The record is from RefSeq and is a predicted model, not a curated record. The transcript has 5 exons. Bases 1 to 1398 code for a protein of 465 amino acids.
AUGAAACAGGAGGAUCACAAUGAACCUCGCCUGAAUGGCGUAGAUGCGCUAAUAGAACUCGAGGCGGCGACGAAGAAUGUUGCAGCGGCGCUCCAAAAGAGCGUCACCGAGUAUAACGAGUUGAUGGAGAAGUAUACCGCGUUACAGGAGAUGGUGAAGAAUGGCGCGACGAAUGUGCAGGCGAACAGUGAGCCUGGAAGUCAUCAGCGUUACGUCGUGGUCAUGAUUGACGCAUAUGAGAACGAGUUGACGGACUUGUUCCUUCGCUACGCGGAAAUGAGCAUCGCGACUCAAAAAUACACCCUCGAAGAUGCUCUGAAAGACUGGUUCAAGACGUAUCAUCCUGAGUUGGCACAUCUUCACAGGAUUGUACAGAUAUACGCCGAUUAUGGAUUCCUUUUUGCUGGUUCUGCUCAGUCGGGACAUGGCGAGGAUGGGGUAAAGCAGCGACCAUUGGCACAACUCCUUUCGACUUCGGGUGCAUACUUCAACUUCAUCAACGUUACAUCGGAGAAGGAUGUUAUCCGGAAGAUGCAAGAACCGGACUGCAUUGGCUUCUGGUUCAGCACGGACUGCUGCUCACACUUAAGCGCACCUGAAGAAUACUCGGGAAAGAUGAAAAACGUAUCGGCAGAAUUUGCCACAAUUCUCAGUGAUCUGGUGGAGGGGAAGUUGCCCUCCUUGAAUCCGGCGUAUUCACGCGGCGAGGUCACCCAAGUUCGGGAAGUUACCAGCAUCCAGGAUGUCGUGUCUGACAACAAAUCAGCACAGAGGAAGGACUCCUACGGUUACUUUGAGAACAACCGAUACGUUGCGCGCACGCCACCGAAGUCCGACAUGGAGUCAUUCAAGAUUCCUCAAAACAUGAGCUCACCCUCUAAGCCAUCUGCCAUGAUGCCUCCCAAGCCACGAGCCGGCUUAGUUCCCCUCAAUACCGCUGGCCAUCGUCUCGACCACCCCGUCCGUCCCCCUACAAGCGCCGAGCAGACCGCCUUGAAGAAUAGAACCAAGAAGGGAAAACUUUGUAGCCCAUUCUACUUGACAGGAACCUGUCCUGUAAAGUCUUGCCGCUUCGACCAUACUCCAAUCUCCCAAAACAUUCUGGUUGCUCUGAAAUACAAAUUGAUCAAGUGGCCAUGUCGGUUCGGAUGUGCAUGCAGGAGGAAAGACUGCUUCAACGGACAUCUCUGUUCCACAAAAGGAUGCAAUGGACCAGGUGGAUUUUGCAAGUUUGGCAAAGACUCACAUGGUGUGGAUAUGAUUGUUGCGCAGUGGGUGGAACCUGUGUGUGAAUGGGGCAAGCCUGCCGAAGGAUACCGCAGCAAGAACAGCGAAGACCAGAGUUCAAAGUCGUCGAUGGAGAUUUGGCCUACCAUGGGUAACUUGAUCGACAUUUGA